This is a messenger RNA of Branchiostoma floridae (Florida lancelet), 2029 nucleotides long. Its product is annotated as glucose-6-phosphatase 3-like. Gene Ontology annotation, biological process: glucose 6-phosphate metabolic process; gluconeogenesis. The transcript is spliced from 6 exons. NCBI's taxonomy places the organism in Eukaryota, Metazoa, Chordata, Leptocardii, Amphioxiformes, Branchiostomatidae. The coding region runs from base 200 to 1297 and encodes 365 amino acids. Gene Ontology annotation, cellular component: membrane. Gene Ontology annotation, molecular function: glucose-6-phosphatase activity. The record is from RefSeq and is a predicted model, not a curated record.
CCAAACCCAGUGCCAAAGCAUGAUGGGAAGGCUUACAUCAGACGUGUCACCCCUGAGCACAAGAUUCGGUCUCGGAGCUCUUUUCUGAAACAUUCCAGGGGUUUUCGCUCAUUUUUGUGACAUUUGGAGGUCAACAACAGCAGCAAAAGUACUUUGCUUGAGAUUCUCGGCUUGAAAGUCGGAAACUUUUCCUCAGAAAAUGCCGCAAGUGGUUAUGCUACUCCUCCAUUUGGAGGGAGUUUCAUUCAUCCAGUGGUUGCAGACGACAUUUUCGGAUUUUGCGGAGGUGCUGUUGUUUCUGACCAGAAUGGGAGACCCGAGACAUGCUUAUCUUGUCUACUUCCCCCUGGCGCUGGUCUUCAGCAGGAGUGUCGGGCUGAGAACGCUCUUAGUCGCCAUUAUUUCCGAGUGGACCAACCUGAUUCUGAAAUGGAUGCUUCAUGGAGAGCGUCCCUUUUGGUGGAUUAAGGACCCUGAGAUAUAUGAAGAGGGAAAAGCACCACACCUGGAACAGUAUUCCCUGACUUGUGAGACUGGACCAGGCAGCCCAUCAGGCCAUUGCAUGGUGACUGCAGCAGUACUGUGGGUGGUGACCUCAGCUUUGGUGUCGGAUCUUUCAGCCGCUCCACGCAACAGUUGGAAAAGGAACCCCAUGGUCAGAGCUGCACCUUGGCUGAUCUACAGUUUCAUUCUGACAUCAGCUGGUGUGUCCAGACUGUUCAUUGCCACACACUUCCCUCAUCAGGUGGUGUUUGGCACUGCUGUAGGUGUCCUGAUAGGAUACAUGUUCAACAGAGUCCAGGUGCAGUCUUUCCGUCCCAGCAUGUGUGUGGUGCUGUCAGCUGGUCUGGCUGUGUUAGCUAUGGGACUCUAUGGUAUCCUUCUGCAUGUGUUCAGCAUUGAUCCCUCCUGGUCUAUAAAGAAAGCGACGCAGUGGUGCGCACACCCUGAGUGGGUACACCUGGGUACAACACCAUUCUUCUCAGUAGCGCGAGAUUCUGGCUCCUCUUUGGGUCUGGCUGUAGCACUCCAUUCAAUCCUCCCACAGGUUAAGACUGCGAGGGAUAGAACCAUGGACAGUAGUCCUGAAGGUAAAACUGUUGGUGUUAGCACUGUUGGCUUCCUUCUCUUGUUGUUGUCUUUAACACUGAGUACUGAAUACUUGGUCCUACCCCAGGAGCCACAGACAUUGUUGUACUCACUUGUUUUUGUCAAGAGUGCGUUAUUGACUGUAGGAGUCAUCGGCCUUGUAACAGGUUUUAGUAAACUGAUUCAGAAAAAACAGAAGAAUUGGUAAAGGGAUGUACACGUGUGUGUCAAUGAAGUAUAAAUGGCUGGGUAGAUGUAUUGUAGAUAUCCAAAAUUGUUGUGCUGUAGUUUUGUACACUUAAAUAAUUUAUAUUGUCAAUGAUAUGCCAGUCUUAUGAUGAUGUGCCAUUUCCUUAAAGUUUUAAUAACAAUCAUGCUAAAGCCCACAAAGUAAUUUUAAGACUCUACUUUUAAUCAUGCUUGUGUCAUUAGAAAUUUACUGAUUUCAUAAUUAUCAACACUGCCAAGCAGAAAUAGUGAUAGCAAGUUUCUGCAUUCUGUGGUUGUACGGAUGAUUCCAUAUGUACUUGUUGCAUGAAUGACUCAAGGCAGGUCAUGUAUUGUGUAGAAAUAUUUAAUCAAAAUUCUAUACUUGACAUACAAUCUAACAAAGAUAGAGACACCUAUAGAUAGACAAUUCUUAUGUCAUAUACAUGUAUAGGUAUAGCAAGUCAAUCCCAAUAUAGUUUCUAUUUUCAAUUUUAAAAGUCCAAUAUCAUAAUUUAGUGACAUAUGUUUUACAAUGUACUCAGGAAUGUUGUCUGUCAGGUGUACAAUGUACAAGACAAUGUUGGCAAUUUGAUUUGCUGCUAUUGCGAGCCAGUCUCAAAAAAAUCAUAAUAAUAUAAAACUCAUGCUGUGACAUUGUAGUGGAGACUACCAGUAUAUGACAAGUUAUUGUCUUGAAAGAUCAAAUACAAAAAGAUACCUUUCUGCAGGA